Botrytis sinoallii is the source of this 1731-nucleotide messenger RNA. RefSeq lists its product as uncharacterized. Gene Ontology annotation, molecular function: transcription corepressor activity. The record is from RefSeq and is a predicted model, not a curated record. Gene Ontology annotation, cellular component: NuA4 histone acetyltransferase complex; Swr1 complex. Lineage: Eukaryota; Fungi; Ascomycota; Leotiomycetes; Helotiales; Sclerotiniaceae. The transcript has 3 exons. Gene Ontology annotation, biological process: negative regulation of transcription by RNA polymerase II; chromatin remodeling; DNA repair. The coding region runs from base 1 to 1731 and encodes 576 amino acids.
AUGACAUCCCACGAUGUUCGCGAUAUGCUGGAUCUCCCCUCUAGCUCCUCGGCCCCUCGACCGAAAAAAGUAAAAACAGUUGUCCAAAAACCGAAGUUGGGAGGUCUGGCAAGAGAAGUUCAAAAUCUGGGGGGAGAUAACCCCAUUGUGAUUGUACCAGAAGAAGCGGUCUUCAAGAAGAAGAGAUUUGGAAGUCGAAAACCGGCGACGAAAUGGGAAGCGAGGAGAAGGUUGAGGGGAGGGAGAAGGAAAAGCAGAGGGAGAGGAUGCGGAGGGGGAUACGGAAAUGGGGGAGGAUGGGGAGAAGGGAAAGGAAGAGAAGAGGAAAUAAUUGAGGACUCGACUUUUGCAAAGUAUAAUGUGAAGGUACAGGUACCGACUUAUACCGACGAACAAUACAAAGAAAUUCUGCAGAGUGAGAAUUGGUCGAGAGAAGAAACGGAUUAUUUGAUGAGAACGGUUCAGGAAUAUGAUUUACGAUGGCCGGUCAUAUGGGAUCGAUACGAAUAUGUACCUCAAGAAAUUCCGGAAGACAUCAUGGAAGGAGCGAUAGCUAGACGAGAAAGGACUAUUGAAGACUUGAAAGUAAGAUAUUAUACAAUAGGUGCGGCUUAUGAUGCAUUAAAGAAACCUUUACAUCAAAUGAAUACCACGGAAUUCGAUUUACAUCAAAAGAUGUUGAAUUUCGAUCCUUACAAGAGACUCGGAGGAAAGAUUUCCUGGAAAGGCGUUUUCACACGUACGAAGGAAGAAGCUCGAGAAGAAGAAAGUCUUAUGGUGGAACUCAAACGUAUUUUGGCUCGCUCGGAGAAAUUCAUGGAGGAACGAAGAGAACUUUACGCCAGACUCGAUGCUCCUGCAAGUAGUUAUAAUAUCAGCGCUUUCAUUACUAGUCAAGUUAAGAAGAGAAAACCCAUUCAAGAAGGUCAAACCCCUGGUGGUGCUACUCCCGUCGGUGGUAAUACGCCCGGUGGAUAUGAUGCAAGACGAGAUUCCAAUGUUCGAGAAUCCGUCUCAGCACCAUCAGGUAACGCUGGUAAUGCUUCAGCAGUGGGUAAUAAGAAAGGAAGCAUAUCGUCUAUUCAAACACCUUCAGAUCGCCGCAGACUCACAGAAGAAGAAGAAAAGGUUUACGGUGUCUCGCAUCAUGAUCGUUUACAAGGAGGUCCAUAUUUCCGUGGUGAAAAACUUAUUAGACCACUCACAUCGAAGAGUGCAAUUCAACAAGGUCGUAUCAAAAAUAUGUUGGUUGAAUUGGGCAUUCCUGAGAAACCCAUCAUGGGCACGGCAGAUGUCGCUCAUGGUUACGAUGAAUUGUUCAAGAGUAUUGGGAUUUUGUUAGAUAGUAAGAAAGUGGCUGAGAAGUUACAAACUGAAAUCGAUGUGUUGAAGGCGCAAUUGGAGGAAAAGAAGAGGAGGAGAAGAAUGAGUGGGUUAUCAGCUGCUGGAGGACUGGAUGGUACCGGGGAUGAGAAGGAGGAGGCGAAGAAUAAAAUUGAUGGGAAUGGAGAAGGUGGAAGUGAAGUGCCAGGAGCGGCAGCUGUAGUGCAAAGUACAGAGAGUGGAGAGAAUGGAGCGGAAAAUGAACAGGAAGGUGGUGAUGGCGCGCAGGGUAAUGGUGAGAACAAUGGUACUGAGAACGCCGAUGCAAACACGACGGCUGCGCCUAAAAGAAGCGCGAGCGUGAUGAGUACGGGGACUGAUAAGAGUUCGAAGAGGCAGAAGAAAUAA